Messenger RNA from Lucilia cuprina (Australian sheep blowfly), 1559 nucleotides. RefSeq lists its product as uncharacterized. Bases 113 to 1453 code for a protein of 446 amino acids. The record is from RefSeq and is a predicted model, not a curated record. Lineage: Eukaryota; Metazoa; Arthropoda; Insecta; Diptera; Calliphoridae. The transcript is spliced from 2 exons.
UAAUACUAAUUCUAAUGAUAUUAAAUUCCUAAAAAAUACUGAAAGAAAACUGAAACUGGAUAAAAGUGCAGCUCCAAAUGAAGAAUUUUUGGUGAACAAUAUUGCCCAGCAGAUGCCAUAUUUACCGAUUGAGGAUCUUAACAACCCAAAGUAUAAAAGUCGAAAUCUCAACAAUUCGUGUGCUUGGUAUCCUUCAUUGCGCGAUGUUAAGAUACACAACAAUUAUUGGCAAGAGUAUAAAAAUGGUAACAUUUCAUAUUAUAUAUUCGGAGCUUAUUUGGACAAUAGACCCACAGUGGUGGAAAAUUCUCCUGUGGUGCGUGUACUGACAAUGAUUGAUUUUAUAGCAAAAACAUACCAAGAGUAUCCGAUGAGUUAUUGUCAGCUUUGGUAUGAUGAGCAGCACCAACCGUUUGUGGUUCCUAUGAAGGAAAUGCACAAAAUCUGGUACUACGAAUGGAGUCAUAGUGCCGGCAUGCACUAUGCCCAUUUCAUAUCAUGCCCCGUGCCAGAAGAGCAUAAAGAGUGGAUACCACGUUCUGUAUCGCUAGUGGCCAAACCCUGUGAUAAGGCCACCAAUAAUGUUAGAGUCACCUAUCAGCCUUUGUAUUCUGACGAGAGCAGAAAAGAAUUCGCUGUCUGUGUCAAAGGCUUAGAUUAUCCCCAUGUAGAUAUCUCACACCGCAUAGUGGAAUACGUCGAAACUAUGCGUUCUUUAGGUGCAGAAAAGAUACUAAUGUAUCAGUUGCAAGUACAUCCAAAUACUACAAAAGUUUUAAAAUAUUAUGAAGAUACAGGAUUUCUCGAAUACAGACCCAUGAGUUUAUCGACUGCUGUAAGCAACUUGCACGACUAUCGUCAUUUGGAAAUGAGCAAAAAUGGUUGGUCCUAUGUUCUACAUGAAGUUAUACCUUACAAUGACUGUUUGUAUCGCAAUAUGUAUCGUUAUAAAUAUGUAGCUGUACAAGAUACAGAUGAGAUACUCAUGCCUAUGGGAAACAUUACCAAUUGGCACGAUUUAAUGAACAUUGGCGAAUCGAUGACUACGAAAAGUUGCAACAAGUUUGCAAGUUAUUGUUUUCGUUGUAUAACCUUUAUCUGCUUACCGGAGAAACCACGGUAUACCAGCGACAUACCCGAGUAUUUUUAUUUUCUCCAACAUGUGGAACGUGUUACGAAGCAUAUAAGACCCGAUUGGUCUACGAAAUGUUUGCACAGUACUGAUCGUGUUAUAGCCACUCACAAUCACUUCUCCAUGCAUAGAGCGAAAAAUGUGUGUUCGAGUUAUUCCUUUGAUGCCAAUGUAGCCCAAUUGCAACAUUAUCGUGUGCCACGCGAUAAAAAGCCAGUUGAAGAUCUGGUGGUGGAUUUGAGUGUAUGGCGAUUUAAAGAUGAAAUCAUAGAUCGCUCAAUGAAAGUUUUUGAAGAGCUGGAAUUUUUCGAUUAUGAGUAAAUGCCAAAAAAUACACAACACAUAUGAUUAUGUGUAUCUCUUAUUUUAGUUUUAGAUUAAACAACGACAGAAAUAGAUAAAGAUGUUUCUACUAUUUAUUGAUAAA